Molecule: messenger RNA, 2401 nt
Organism: Melopsittacus undulatus (budgerigar)
Lineage: Eukaryota; Metazoa; Chordata; Aves; Psittaciformes; Psittaculidae
Gene: AZIN1
Product: antizyme inhibitor 1
Biological process (GO): negative regulation of protein catabolic process; positive regulation of polyamine transmembrane transport
Cellular component (GO): cytoplasm
Molecular function (GO): ornithine decarboxylase activator activity; ornithine decarboxylase activity
Source: RefSeq, marked reviewed
CGCUCCCGCCUCUGUGCCCAGCUGCAGCAGCCCCGCGCCCCCGGCCCGUUCCGGUUCUGUCUCUCUGUGUCUGUGCCCUCUCGUCCGAGCGCUGCGCUGCGCUUCCCCAGUCGGUAGCCCCCGCAGCCUAUGGCCCUGGAAGGCGCCGCUGCCGCCGCCUGUAUUUCUGCUGUAGGUUCCCACAUCCCUCUUUAAAAAUUCCGCCGAAAAAGAGAAGACGAUUUACCAAAUCUUUCGGGCCGUUAUCUCACGGCAAAAUCUCUGAUCAAGUUUACAACUAUCCAGAGGGCUUAGGAGAAGUGCUUUAUAGAGAACAGUUCGACUUCAACGCUGAGCCACCUUGGGAACCUAGCUGAUGAUAGUAGGGUUCCAUCUCCUAACUUGUCCAUUUUGUUGCAUAAUUUAAGGACCCGGAUAUAAGGCUUGGAAGCCCAUCCCUUGUGUUUCUUGGUUUAUGACUGUCGGCUUUGUGGAAUACGGCUGAGAUGAAAGGAUUUCUUGAGGAUGCAAAUUACUCCAUUGGUCUGUUGGAUGAAGGAGCAACUCUUGCAGAUGUUAUUGACAACUGUAUUUAUGAACACACUCAUACUGGAAAAAGAGCAUUUUAUGUUGGUGAUCUUGGAAAGCUUGUAAAGAAUAACAUACAAUGGCAGAAUGUGAUGGCACCAAUAAAACCAUUUUAUCCUGUAAGAUGCAAUUCUACUCCAGGUGUACUCGAAAUUUUGGGAACCCUUGGCGUUGGAUUUGCAUGUUCCAGUAAAUCUGAAAUGGCAUUGGUACAAGACCUGGGUAUUUCUCCUGAAAACAUAAUAUAUACAAAUCCUUGCAAGCAAGCUUCUCAGAUAAAGUAUGCGGCAAAAGCUGGGAUAAACAUCAUGACUUGUGACAGUGAUACUGAGCUGAAGAAGAUUGCACGUAACCAUCCAAAUGCUAAGCUCUUACUGCACAUUGCCACAGAAGACAUUACUGCUGAUGAGGAGAUGAAUAUGAAGUUUGGCACCACCCUGAAGAGCUGUAGGCACCUCAUGGAAUGUGCUAAGGAGUUGGGAGUCCAAAUAGUUGGUGUCAAAUUUCAUGUUUCAGGCUCUUGCAAGGAACUGCAAACGUACAUUCAUGCUAUAUCUGAUGCUCGGUGUGUGUUUGACAUGGCUGAAGAAUUUGGCUUUAAGAUGAACAUGUUGGAUAUUGGUGGGGGCUUCACAGGUUCAGAACUUCAGCUGGAAGAGGUUAAUCACGUCAUCAGGCCAUUGCUGGAUGUCUACUUUCCUAAGGAAUCUGGUGUUAAUGUGAUUGCAGAGCCCGGGUACUACUACGUUUCAUCUGCAUUUACACUGGCAGUUAACAUCAUUGCAAAGAAGACUGUUGAGUAUGAUAAACUUCUUCCUUCUGGAAUGGAGCAAACCAGGAAUGAUGAUGAACCAGUAUUUACGUAUUACAUAAAUGAUGGUGUUUACGGUUCUUUUGCAAGUAAAUUGUCUGAGAAACUGAAUACUAUCCCAGAGGUUCACAAGAAAUACAAGGAAGAUGAGCCUCUGUUUGCAAGCAGCCUUUGGGGUCCAUCCUGUGAUGAGCUUGAUCAAAUUGUGGAAAACUGUCUUCUUCCUGAGUUGAGCGUUGGAGAUUGGUUGAUCUUUGAUAACAUGGGUUCUGGUACCUUAGGUGAACAGUCUACCUUUAAUGACUAUCAGAGGCCACUGAUUUACUACAUGAUGUCUUUCAGUGACUGGGAUGAGAUGCAAGAUGCUGGAAUUGCUUCAGACACAUUGAUGAAGAACUUCUUCUUUGUGCCUUCGUGCAUUCAGCUGAGUCCAGAAGACCGCUUUUCCACUGCAGCUUAAACAGGCAUUAACGCUUCAUUUAGACCUGCAGUUGCAAGUCUGUAGUUUGUCUGGUCAACAUUCCAGUGUGGAAGAAAUGGAACAAUCUUGAAUUCAAUUCAUUCUCUUCAAAACUUGAAAAAAAAUUAGUAAUAGCUAAUGGGGACCAGGCAAAACAAGCUACAGGUACAAUUCACGGGGGGUGGGAGGGUUAGAUAAUGGUGUCCAAAUUUAAAAUCAAGUUCAUUCAACCCCUGAGCGUUUAAAUAUGCAACAAAAUGGAUGACUUAGUGGAGAUGGAAACCCAUCACUUGGGUUCUUCAACAGUUUACAUACAAGUACACAGUUUUUAUACUAAGGAUUCCUGUUAGAAAAGUCUUGUAAAGUUAUUGUCUUUCGCCCAGAUAUAUCAAAUGUCAGUGGGAGACCAGUGUGACUUCAUUAGAUGUUUAGUGUAUUUAGAAUGUGUAAAUUUGUGCUUUGAACUGUAGUUUAAUAAAUGUAAAAUUGCAUCAUAGUAUUUGUUGUAUCUGACCCUUGAUGUAUCCCCUGUAUGACUGCAAUAAAACUUUGUGUAGAUUUUA